This is a messenger RNA of Ochlerotatus camptorhynchus, 735 nucleotides long. RefSeq lists its product as uncharacterized. The record is from RefSeq and is a predicted model, not a curated record. Bases 1 to 735 code for a protein of 244 amino acids. The transcript has a single exon. Lineage: Eukaryota; Metazoa; Arthropoda; Insecta; Diptera; Culicidae.
AUGCCAGCAGGAUUGAGCGGAAAGAAAUUCAGAUUCCGAGCAGCGGUUUGUUUGAAGAAGUUUAAAAAUCAAACGUCGUACGAAAACUGCGGGACGAUCAACGUUGAUGGUGAUACAGUCGAAGAAGUCCUAAUGAAGAUUUGGGAGUUCUGUUCCCAAUUCACUUAUCGUGCCUUUGCUUUCUCAGAACCAUCAGAUUCACGAGUUGACGCUACGUGGUCCGAAAUUUUUCCAAGUUACGACGAACGCGAUACAUUUAUUAUGUUUCAAAACAAAUCCAGUAAAAAAAACAUUGUUCCCUCGAAAGUGGACAGCAAUACCUUGGUCAGUUGGCUGGCAAGGGAAAUGUUUUUAAUCGUCUAUAAGUACUCGGAUUCGGUUACAACUCUCGAGAGAUGGCGUCAAGUUGAGAGCCAGCUUAUUCGUCCUAUGGAGACGGACCCUUCUGGUGCGGAAUCUAUUGCUUCCAUAAAUCAGCUGAAAGAGGAGCUCAAAUACACACAUGGAAAGCAUCUUUCAGGUGAUGACGUCAACUGGGGGUGCUGGGCAAGCUGGAUAUCGAGUAAACCAUAUGACCAACGGGAUAAUCUGAAACAUCAAACGCCUCCAGAGCACCUCAUCAACCUUUUUAGUAGUGGUGCACAGGUAGUGACUGUUCGAAGAAAAGUUCUGCUUACUCGGAACCCAAUUCCAUUCGCGUACAUCGGACGUCGCCAGAAUUUACGGAAUUCAUGA